CAGGCUAGGCCUACGCGUAAGGAAAGAACACGAAUUAUGCCCUACAUUCUACAUUGUCAACAAAUCCUUAGUUUUGUAAAAUUGAUAAUGGACGCGCCUUUGUAAACCUGAGUCUCAAUCGUACGUUCCUCACUGUAUCACUCUCUUCUUUCAAAUAAUUUCUAAAUUUCUGCUCGAGAGUCACUUUCCUGUUAUCAACAUGGAGCUGUCAAAAGGUUCUGCCCUCCUUUCUACAUGUUGAGAUGGACAACCCGGGGGAGGCUAAGACAUCAAAAUGAAUGAAGGCGAUCUUUUACAAAGGGCUGCUGAAGAGCGAGCCAAUAUUGUGAACAAAUAUGCUCGUGGGAGAGAGGAAGGUGCUCAGAUCGACCCAUGGGAAGAUCCUUCUUUUGAGAUAUAUCAUGUCACCGACCGAUAUGGUUUCAUACAUGACCAACGAGUGCCUCAGCGGAAAGAUACAAAAGAGGUGCAAUUGGAGAGGGAACGAGCUAAAAAAUGGCUUAAAAUGCGCAAAGAAUGGGAACAGCAUAAACUGAGUGCUGAUAAGUUAAGACGCCGAGUCUAUAAAGGCAUUCCUGAAUCACUCAGAGGAACUUUUUGGAGUUUGUUGCUUGAAAUAGACACUCUUAAGAAACAACAAGAAGGAAAAUAUGAGGAAAUGCGUGCUAUUGCAUGGAAGUGGUCACCUGAUAUAAGACAAAUUGACUUGGAUGUGAACAGAACUUAUAGAGAUCAUCUCAUGUUUCGACAACGAUAUGGUUUGAAGCAGCAAGCCCUGUUCAAUAUAUUAAGCGCGUAUUCUGUUUAUAAUAGAGAAAUUGGUUACUGCCAAGGAAUGUCUCAAAUAGCUGCUCUUUUGUUAAUGUACUUAAAUGAAGAAGAUGCAUUUUGGGCUUUGUCAGUAUUAGUCUGUGACAAAAAGUAUAGCAUGCAUGGAUUUUUUAUCCAAGGCUUUCCUAAGCUUGUACGUUUUCAAGAGCACCAUGAGAAGAUAAUGAACAAGUUCCUCCCAAAGCUUAAGAAACACCUUGACCGCAAUGGUGUUGAUACAGGGCUAUACACUCUUAAGUGGUUUUUUCAAUGCUUUUUAGACAGAGUCCCUUUCCGACUUGCUUUAAGAAUAUGGGAUGUAUACCUACUGGAUGGGGAACGGGUGCUGAUAGCAAUGGCUUACAACUUACUUAAAUUAAAUAGGCGUCAACUCAUGCGGCUUGGCAUGGAUGAUAUUUUGCAGUAUUUACAGAUCCGUAUGGAGCGCAGUGAAAUGGAGGACGACGUUGUAAUAGAGAGUUUGCAGCGUUGUAUGGAGGAACUCAAGAAAGCGAAAUUGGACUAUCCCGGCCCGCCCCCUCCAGAUGAACUGCCAAAGACACCUUUUGGAACCUUCACCGAACCAACAUUUGAGCAAAAGGUUGGUAGAAGAACUAGUGAACUCACUGCUCUUGAAAGAGUAGCAACAGAGUCAGUUGUGUUGAGGAGACAACAGACUGAAGAGCAGCUAGAAAUGGAUCAGCUGUCACCAAGACCACCAGGGACUACAAGCAAUGGUCACCACAGACUGUCGCACAUCUCUGGAAGUGAUGGUGGUAAUUUAGGAGAUCAAGGAUCCAAGUUUUCCUUUGAUCCCAGUAUUGACGACGCAAGUUCUCUAGUUUCACGGCGAUCCCUGGCCGAUACCAGCGUGACGUCAACAGCGGAUCUGUCAGUCUUCUCAUCAGUCACAAGAUCCCAUGCUCAAGACAACAGCCUCGACACGCACAGCAACGUGUCCGAUGACUCAGGACCUCGAGCCAUCACUCCCACUGCCACUCCGAGAGCGCUGACACCACAACCUACUGCUCCAAGUCCUGAUGUGGUUCGCAUUUAUGUUCCCUACACCUCGCCUCAACCUCCCUCACCAUGCCGUCAAAAUGGUGAUCUUCCCCCAAGAUCCUUACCAUGCCCACUGACAUCAGAUCUAAAUAAGAUACGAAUCAAGGUGGACAAUAACAGCCAGGAAGAACAAACUCCUAUAGUUGAGCAUGGUCUCAUUAAGCCGUUUCAGUUGAAUAGCCCAGAGAUAGACUUGAAAUAGUUGCAGGUAUUAUAGUAAUUGUAGUUCAAUUAUUGUUGGUACCUGAUGUGACAUUGGUAUUUUAUAGUAAACCAUACCAUUACAAGAAGAGAAUGGUUUGUCCAUGAUGAGCUUUAGUGAUGCAUUUAGAUAUGACACGAUUUUGUAUUUAUUUUAUUAUUUAUCUGAGCAUUAAUAUACCUACCUGUGUUACUAGGCUUUUUUAUGAUUUCCUUCUUUUUCCUGAACUAUGGUGUAAAUAUGUUUAAAGUCCAUAGCACUGUUGUUUGUAUGCAAAUCUAGGAAAAAUAUUUUAAAAUGUUAAGAAUGUUAGGAAAGUCCUUAAAGUUUUAUUGUUGAUAGCAUAGCCAGCACAAAAGAAGAAAAAGUAAAAAAAGAAACAAAAAAAGAAACUGUCACACUUGUGCACAUGGCCAAAGGCAUAAGCAUGCUCUUCUUGCUAAUUAUACCACUAAGUCAAAUCUCUAUUCGCAGAAGCAUCAGUGGUAAAAGACAUUAGGAGUACUAUUUUAGACCGUAUUUUUAAAAAAAUCAUUGACGAGCCCCUUGACUUUUCAUUAACCAUCACCUGUCAUUGUCAUGGGUUGGGUGUAUCAUUUUCAUUCUUUAUAAUAAUCCAAAAUUGUUUGUUGAGAUAUUGUGAGCUUCUUGUGGCAACAUCAACCAUACCAUAUCUUGACUUAGAUUUUUCUUUUAAUGAUAAAACAUACCUAGGCUUAUUUCUGAUGUGUAGAGAAUAACAGAUUCCAUUUGAUUUGGAGGUAUUCUUCAGAUGAACAAUUCGUGUUCCAUCCCUUUGACUCUGGUGGACAAAUUUUUGGGUAGGGAGCCACAGAGUUGUUUCGAGCUCAGUAAAAAAAAUACCCUUAUCUCUGCUUUAGUCGUAAAUCAUAAGAACCCUAAUGUAUAUGUUUAUUGGACACGAACAUUAUUGCAUGUAAUUUCAUCAAACUGUCAUCAAAUGUUAAUUGGCAUUUUCGGACAGUUCAUUUCCCUCUUUGACAAAUAGUUGUACAUGUCUCUUUGGUGGGGAGUUUUUAUACUAUCCACUUUUUGUGUGACUGCACAAGAGGUUUUGCUUCUAUGCCUAUCUAUUUUCUAGGCAAAUUUACCCAUCUACCAAUUCUCAUUAGCUGUAAGUGUAUUAGAAUAUUUUUGUUGCAUUUUACAUGGAACUCUGACAGAGGCUUCCUUCAAACACCAAACAUAGUGUCUCCUUUAACCAAGUAUUGGCUAGAGAGAAUUUUGCCAAAAAUUAUCCCCAACAAAUAUGCAAAUUGACUUCAGUUUUGAAAGACAUUCAUAUCAAUGAGAGAUCUUAUUUUUCAAUUGCACUUGAAAAUUGGAGUCUGGGAUAUCCAUUUAACUCUAGCCUAUGGAAGUCACAGACAAAGGGGACAUCGAUCAUAGGGCCAUUCUUGCUAAUAUGUGACAGUUCCUUAAUGGUUAAAUUCCAUGCAGCCAACUGUUGUAUGUAUUUAUUUUUAUUUUUUCUACAAAGAUAAAUACCACAAAACUAAUAGACAAGAAGAAAUUACUUUUAGUGGUGGGGUGUAAAGAGUGGUUUGAGAUUCUCAGUUGCUACCUGCUGAUAAAAUUGGUAGUUUGAUAGUAAUCCUCUAUAGGAUCAAUUAAAGGCCUAUUUUAAUAGUUUUCUGUGUGGGAACACGUCUUUAAUGUGUACUGAUGUAUAGUCUUUAAUUUUCUCUAAAUGUAUUGAUCUUUGUACAGAAAGUUGUUUUCCACCUUGUUGAAAAUUUAAUUCCUCAAUUUAGAAGCGUUUGUGCUUAUUUAAGUUGGAAUGAAUUUCUGAGAAGAACUGUUGUUCACCAGUUACUUGACAGGCUUGGACUGAUUUUGUAAUGGACUGUUUGGUUCCACUGUAUGAGAUAAUUAUUUGCUUCAGUAUGUUAUUAAUAUUUAUAUAGCAAUAAGCAUAGGUGAGGAGUGAGGAUUUAUGGAGGUGUUAAGUUGCAUACUACACGUCCUUUCAGAUUUGUUUUGGACAGAAAUCUCUUCAAGGAAAAAAAAGGUGUUGUUUUCAUCAUCUUUCUUAAUCCUCUUUGUUAAAGUUAAACAAUACAACUGUUAAGAUUUUGUUUCCCAAGAAGGUUUUUGUUACUAGAUUUCUUGAUGCAUGGCGUGAAAUAUUUUUGUGGUAAUUAUCUAAAAUCAGUCAAAUUAGAUCUGUGUUAUUCUUUGAGUAGGGUGCUGAAGUGGAAGAUAGCUAUUAAGCUCAAUAUCAUAUUUUCCCCCCUCUGUUUUGAUGAUAAUCAUUUGUUUUAGACCAGGAUGUGAUUUGCUGUUCCCCAUUGGUCUCCAGUGGUUGCUCCUUUGCCUCUUAUAGAGGAUGAAAAAGAUUUUAAAUCUGCUUCGUACUUAGGGUGCUUACAUUUUAUCUCAAAUUACAAGCUUUGCAAGAAUGGUGAUCAGCUCUUAACCCGUCAUAUCAGUUAUGGAAUAUUUUGCCUUGUGAAGUUUGUUAGCAUAGGCUUUUGUUCAUGUCAUGUUUGGAUGGAUUGGUCCAACUAGUUUGAUGUUUUAGUCACAUGCUUGGACUCUUUGAAUGAUUCCUACUUAUUCUCUGGUCAUUCCAUUUAAAAUAUACUGUUCUGCUCCUUUGCUUUUGUUGUUUAUCUUUUAUUAAUCCAAUGAGGGUGAUUGAUUUGUGUAAUAAUUGAUAUGUAAGAGUAAUACAUUAGGAAGGUGUGACGAGUCAAUUACUGUGAAUUGAGCUUCAACUCCUGGCCGUUCAAAAAUGUCCCAUAUUUUGAUAAAAGUUCUCUUGGAAAGUCUUUUUAUGUUGCUUCAUUUCUGUACUCUUAACUUGUACUCAAAUUGCAGUCAGUCCUGUAAUGUACGGUAUGUGUAAACUUCAUUAAUUUUUAAUGUGUCUGACUUUGUGUGAGUGUUGCUUCUCAGUCAGUCAUGUAUGCUUAGGUUGUGGAAACCAAAAUGAGUGAUACUACUUUUAUGAAAGUUGCCUUGUAACAUUUUUGCUCUUGUUAUUCAAAAUUUCUCUUUGUGCUAUUAAUUCUUCAUAAGUGUUUUGGCCUGUCAUUUUUCAAUGUCUUUUAUAUAUCUUAUGACAUCUUGAUUAUCUUGAAAUUAACUGCUUGAAGAAUACUGUAUGCUUGUUUAUUGUGUAGAUUGAAAGUAGGAGUAAAUGAUCAGAUUCCACCUAGCUUUCAUGUAUACAAGUAUUAUCACAGUUUUAACUUAUUGUAUUUAUUGAUACUCAAAUUAUGAGGCAUAGUCAACAUUGUGUUUAAAGGGAAAGUGAAGUCAACUAGUGACGUGAGCUUGUGUCCAAUGAUCACAAACUGGCUAUGCUAACAUCAAAAUGGACCCAAUUUUGGUGUCAAAUCUGGAGACAGAGUGUUUGUGCGGUUAUCAAACAUGGGUCCAUUUUGAGGCUUGAACCAGUAUUGAAAUUCUAACUGAAAAAGCUGGAUGUCUUAUAUUGUUUUGUCCAUCAUACCUCUUUGGGUUUAUAUUUUCUGUUCUUUACUGUGCUGAGAAUUAUUCAUUAUGCAAUAAUACAGUAACCUACUUUGAAUGAAAGCAAUAAUGCUAAAGAGGACCUUCCAUGUCAAUAUUUUUCUAAUUUAGCAUGAUGUGAGAAAAAUUACAAUGGAACAUACUCUGAUGAUAUUAUAUUUGCUGCUCAGUUGAUUGAAUCAUCAGGAAUGAGAGUGUGGUCAAUACUCAAGGAGUGUAAAUGCCUCAUGGAAUCAAGACAAUUCUAAAUUAAAUAUUUAUUUUGUCAAUUAAAACUUAUCUUUUGAAUGCA
Molecule: messenger RNA, 5867 nt
Organism: Thrips palmi
Lineage: Eukaryota; Metazoa; Arthropoda; Insecta; Thysanoptera; Thripidae
Product: USP6 N-terminal-like protein
Exons: 10
Coding region: 275-2074 (599 amino acids)
Source: RefSeq, a predicted model, not a curated record